UUGUGAGCCUUUCAAUCAAAAUAUAUUACAACAUACAAAAGAAAUUAUUUUACACGAAGUAUUUUAUUUUUUUGUAAUGGCUUUGGUUCUUGAAUGGAAAACACAAUUUACUCUUCUCAUUGUGAUUAUUGGGAUGUAUACAUCUCAAAUCACUUGUAGAAACCUUCAAGAAUCAUCAUCCAUGUUAGAAAAACACGAAUCAUGGAUGGCGCGUCAUGGAAGAACUUACAAAAACGAUACAGAAAAGGCGAAAAGAGCGAAAAUUUUCGAGGAAAAUGUGAAAUUUAUUGAGUCUUUCAACAAUAAUGGUUCUAAGUCUUACAAAUUAGGCAUCAAUAAAUUUUCUGAUCUUACUUCUGAAGAAUUUUUAAGGUAUUAUACUACUAAUCAUGGACUUAAUAAUUAUAAUAAGUAUUUUUCUACAAAAUCCAAACAAUUAUCUCCAACAACAAUUUCAUCAUUUAUGUAUGAAAAUAUGAGUGAUGUUCCAUCUAACAUGGAUUGGAGAAAAAGUGGGGUUGUCACAAGUAUCAAAGAUCAAGGUCAAUGUGGAUGUUGUUGGGCAUUUUCCGCGGUCGCGGCCUUAGAAGGAGCAAACAAACUCUCAUUGGGCAAUUUAAUUUCACUCUCGGAACAACAAUUACUCGAUUGCACAACCGAAAACAACGGUUGUGACGGCGGUUUAAUAACCACGGCCUACGAUUUCAUCGUAAAUAACGGUGGAAUUGCGAAGGAAUCGGACUACCCUUACGAGGAAAAUCAAGAUUCAUGCAAGAGCCAAGGAGCAUCCGCGGUCGACUCAGCCGUAAAAAUCAACCGUUACGAAAAUGUACCUGCAUCUAGCGAACCGGCAUUACUGACAGCCGUAGCGCGACAACCUGUCUCGGUCGGUAUCGCGAUCAAUGAAGACUUUAAAUCUUAUCAGAGUGGGGUCUAUGAUGGAAAUUGUGGAGAUCAACUAAAUCAUGCCGUUACUAUUAUUGGUUAUGGGACAAAUGAAGACGGUGCGAAGUAUUGGCUAGUUAAGAACUCCUGGGGGACUAGUUGGGGUGAAAAUGGUUAUAUGAAAAUUGCUAGAGAUAUUGGAAUUAAAGAUGGUAUUUGUCAAAUAGCCACUUUGGCUUCUUAUCCUAUUGUUUAGAAAUUUGACCUAAAUAUAGCACAACUUUAGUGCUUGUUUGGUUAAUGUUGUAAUAUUUCAAAUUAAAGGUCCUUGUAUUACAUAAUUGUAGUACUAUAUAUAUAUAUAUAUAUAUAUAUGCAUGUUGUUUUGAUUAAAAA
Capsicum annuum is the source of this 1281-nucleotide messenger RNA. RefSeq names its product zingipain-2. Gene Ontology annotation, cellular component: lysosome. Lineage: Eukaryota; Viridiplantae; Streptophyta; Magnoliopsida; Solanales; Solanaceae. The coding region runs from base 77 to 1141 and encodes 354 amino acids. The record is from RefSeq and is a predicted model, not a curated record. Gene Ontology annotation, molecular function: cysteine-type endopeptidase activity. The transcript is spliced from 2 exons.